AUGACGAUAAUGCGAAAGUCAUGGAUGAUUCCAGGAAAGGCAACUGCGGGACAGCGCAAUGCGCACGUGAGGCGACGCAUGCCGGCGACAGAUUUGCAACGUUUGUAUAAUUUUUUUCGGAGAAUAGGCGCGUGCCGAGAUGAAUGGCAAAAUCGAGAGCGUUCCAUAAGUUCCUCACGCGAGAGUAGAGCGGGGGGAGAGCAAAGAGGAAGUGGUGUACAAGAGACACAGCUCUCUCCAAGCAAAGGCGCCUGCAUAUCAGGUAGUAGCGAGGUAGUCAUGUCUGAGUCCUUCCUUAUUGCCUCAACAGACCGUGCCACAGCUCGCCUUGAGAGUGUCACGGCCAGUACUUCGGUGCGGUCGCCAACUGACGCUGGCGACUCGGACGCCGCCGGCGGCGGAGGUGGAGGCCGAGUGAGUGCCCCACGCCCAACCGCUGCUAGCCCUUGUCGACCGGGCGUGCCCGCCGCAGCAUGA
Thecamonas trahens ATCC 50062 is the source of this 477-nucleotide messenger RNA. RefSeq lists its product as uncharacterized. Lineage: Eukaryota; Apusomonadida; Apusomonadidae. Bases 1 to 477 code for a protein of 158 amino acids. The transcript has a single exon. The record is from RefSeq and is a predicted model, not a curated record.